AUGUUGCUCUUCGUCUUGUUCUCGCUCUUCUAUUUCAGCCCAUCUCUGAGCCUAAAAAUCUGCUCCUUCAAUGUGAGGUCUUUCGGAGAGACAAAAAUAGGCAGACCUGAAGUCAUGGAUGUCGUGGUAAAGAUCAUCUCUCGCUGCGACAUCAUGCUGCUGAUGGAAAUAAAGGAAGCCAAGAACAGGACGUGUCCCCUGUUGGUGGAGAAGCUCUCCGGCCAGACGAAAGGGCAGGAGGAGGAAUACAGCUGCAUGGUCAGCGGGCGGCUGGGCAGGAAGACCUACAAGGAGCAGUACGCCUUCAUCUACAGGCAAAAUCUGGUAUCGGUGAAACAAACCUACCAGUACCCUGACACCCAGCCCGGGGACGAGGAUGCCUUCUCCAGAGAGCCCUUCGUUGUCUGGUUCCAGUCACCAAAAACUGCUGUCAAAGAGUUUGCUGUAGUCCCUCUGCACACCACACCGGAGAUGGCAGUACGGGAGAUCGACGAGCUCUAUGAUGUGUAUUUAGACGUAAAACAGCGCUGGGACACCAAGAACUUCGUCUUCAUGGGGGACUUCAACGCCGGGUGCAGCUACGUUCCCCGGAAGCACUGGAAGAACAUCCGGCUGAGGACCUACUCGGAGUUCGCCUGGCUAAUUGGUGACAAAAAUGACACCACGGUGAAGAGCAGCACAAGCUGCCCAUAUGACAGGAUCGUGGUCAGCGGGGAGCAGCUCAGCCAAGCCGUCAUGCCGCACUCCGUCAAUAUCUUUGAUUUCCAGACGGCUUUCCAGAUGACCGAGGAGCAGGCGCUGGGGGUGAGCGACCACUUCCCAGUGGAGUUUGAGUUGAAAGCAAAGGGCGGCUUCUUCGACUGGAUAAAAUCCAAGUUCUCAAAGAAGAGGAGAGGAAGAAAGAAUCGCCAGGCAAACUCAUGAGCAUGCUGGAUCUGCUCACAUGGAGUGACAAUACAAGGAUGCCACCAGGUCUUUCAGCAGACCAGCAUCACUAUACUCACAGCAAGUGCAAUAUUUAGCAGGGGAAAAAAAAAAAAAGUUUGUUAAACCAAAAAUAAAGUGUGAAGGUGAAUUAAACCUUCAGGUUAUUUUCCUGAUUGUAAGUGCAGCAAAAAUAAAUCAUCUAGAAGCAGCACGCUAGACUUACUGUACCAAUUACCCAUGUAAAGCAGUAACACAAAAUGCUUCCCCGUGCUUUAUUUGUAACACCCGAGGGGCAGAGGCCCCCCACACUGGCUCCACUACUCCCUGUCAGCAGCAGAGGGGCUGCAGGACCUUUCUGCAUCGUGUUGUGCUUCAGGGCUGCCACCAACAGGAUGCAGGGCUGUGCGUGGCACCUUGCAAUGUAAAACAUGCAAAACGUCGCUGAAUUCGACUACUUGGUCGGUCUGUGAAAUGCAGAGCGCUCACAGCAUCAAGGGCUUGGGGAAAGACAGAAGGAAAAGACAGAUGGGCAGACAGCAAGAGUCCCUUCUCGGCGCUGACACAGCCACAAGGCAGCAGCAGUAACACACGGGUGGUCGCACUCCCGUCCCGCUGCCAGGUGCGCCCACCCUUCCUGGCUCACAAGCCUCAGGUGAGAAGUCUUGCAGAGCCUAGGUGAAAGGAGAGCAGGAUCAAAAUUGCAAUUAAAAAUCUGAUUUCAGCACCCUGACAUGGAAGUGAGCUAGCCCCCCCCGAAAAGUCAUGGCAGCCAAAAAUUCUCCAAUAAACCAGAUUUUAAUGCUGCUUAUUUAACCUCAAGGCACAGUGAUCUGCUUUCUCAGAUCAGCCUCUAUUUAGUACAAACCCUGUCGCACAGAAGACAUCUGAAAUGUGCAAAUAAUCCAGCAGUUUGUGAGGGCAAAUAUUCACAGUCCUUAAUCCACGCCCCUCAUUUUGUCUGCUGACCAGGGGAGGGCUGGCAAACAAGAUACUCUUGUAGGGGAGGAAAACAGUUUGGCCUUUGUGAAAACGGCCUGUCUGCGGAGAAAGAAUUUGAAGAAAGAAAAUAAAUCUGGAGGAGAUCAUGCCAAAAGGGGGACAGCAACAGUCCCAAUUUUCAGUAGCAAUUAAUCUGAAAGUGAUACAGCAUUUCAUAAGCUCCCUUGAUUAAUGUCCCAGCCAAGGCAAAAGGAAAGAAAGAGCCUGAUUUAGAACAAAUAUUUACAUUGGGAUUUUUACAGAAAUGCCACUGUCUGGCUGACAGCAGCGAUGUUUCAUGUGAAGGUUGAAAUCAAUCUAAGUCUCUGGCCUCGCAUCUUAGUCCACAUGACAGAUGCUUUCUGGCUUUCAGAAAGAAGCAAUGCACACAGGAACAAAGCUCACUCCAGCAAAGUAAUAAUGGAUAUAUUCAAUCAUGAAAAAUAUGUAAAUAUGACUAAGCUUUACUGAAAAAGGUUUAUCCUUAUUUGCAACAUCGAACAUUAUGCUUUAGCCAGCAUUUGAGAACAAGAGGCAUGCUCAGCUACUAAUCGCUGCAGUGGCUGCAGCCUGGGGCAUGGUGUUAGCAGAUGGCACUCUGUGGAUGGCACAGAGGAUGAGAAUUUGACCUGCAGAGGGACAUCUUCUGCAAAGUGCUGCUCCUUUGCACUUUUGGAGGACUCAGAGCAGACAGACAGCAUCGCUUCAUAAGAUUGCAGAGGGGCUGGGAGGUGCCCAAAGCUUGUACGGUCAGUGCAGCAGGUCUCUAGAUAUAUUCCUAUGCUUAUCCCACACAUUCAUCAGACAAUAUUGCAAAUAUAUACAUAUAAACUUUUAACAGUUUAUGCCUUCUCUGAAUUUUCCACACCAGGGGAUCAUUACCCAGUUCUCCCAGCUGCAGAGAGGUUUUUAAAUAGUUCAAGCCUCCGGGAUCCUGGAUGCUCUGCAGCCAGAACAAAGCCCCUCUUUAGAUGAAGGAGGCUUCUGGAGCUUUAUUUAUGACCAAACAGGAGUUUCACGCUAGAAAUCAGAAAUGGCCCGGGGAGACGUUGUCUUGCGCGAGCCAGGUCUCAGCUGAGGGCUGGGAGAGAAACAAAGAGGCUGUUCUGAGGCUGGAAACUCUCCGCUUCCUCCACGAGGGCCUUGGCCAAGUGCAAACAAAGAGCAGAGGGGGUUCAGCUAAACAAAAGGUGCUGAGCCCUUUGGCCCUGGGCAAGCAUCGCCAUGCCUCCCCUCGGGUACCAGAGGCUGGGAGAAUGGGGAAAGGGGUACUGGUGGCAGGAAGAACAGGGGGACACCAGUACAAAUCUGCAUGGGGAUCUGGCCGUUUGGGGGGCUCUGCAUGUGCCCCGGAGCAAACUGGCACAGAACACACUGCAGUUGAAAAUGCAGCGCUGGCGGAGCAUUAAGAAAUGAUAAAUAAAUCAUCAUCAAACAGAACGUGCUGUUUAACCAACUGGGGUCAGCAGGACUGGGGACUGUCCCCUCUCUGCAGCAGUACAAGCAUCCCCAGCUCCAAAUUCCUCCAGCACAGCGAUACCCACGUGCAGCACAGCCCCUUCUUUGUGUUUACACCCAUGUUUGUUUUGCUUUUCCAAAAGUUUAACUGUGCACAAAUACAAACAGAAGCAACUCCAGCCUGCACAGCUUCCAACGCUCCUGCUGCUUUCCUGCUCCUGUGGCAAGGGGAGGCCAGCAGCAGGCACUGGCCACCCACCAAAGCCACACCAAACACGGGGUGUGCAGCGAGCCCCCAAGCUGCAGCCCCAAAGCAGGCUGUGCUGUGCAAUCACCUCAAAGCAGGCCAGCAGCAGAAAUAUCAGAGGCAAAGAAAUCAGGGAGCCUGCUUUCUUGGUCAUUAAAAGCAUUUCCACGACCUCUGUAAGCCCCAUGCCCAUGAUAACACCGGUUUCUGCCUUCUGCAAGCCUCUCUCCACCUCUCGCGUGGGGAGCUACGCGUGCAAUAAAUAUUAUUAUGGCCCCCCCUGGUGGCACCAUUAUAAAUCCCAGUGCCUGUGGUGGCACUGCUACAAAUCCCAGUAUCUGCGUGGGCCCCGCGCUAUCCGGAUGCCCAUACUGCAGCACCGCCUGCAGACCUGGCAUGGGAAGGAGACGCAGCUCUGACCGCAGAACCUCACGGACCUGCAUCCCCACACACGCCUCAUGCAGCCCCUCCUCACUGACCCUCGAGAGUUGCCCCCAAAAUGGCCCUGGUCUCACCAUAUCUGUAAGCGAGCUGGUCACAAACCCAGGCUGCA
Messenger RNA from Cygnus atratus (black swan), 4163 nucleotides. It is a transcript of the gene DNASE1L3, whose product is annotated as deoxyribonuclease 1 like 3. The record is from RefSeq and is a predicted model, not a curated record. Gene Ontology annotation, cellular component: nucleus. The coding region runs from base 1 to 924 and encodes 307 amino acids. Gene Ontology annotation, molecular function: DNA nuclease activity. Gene Ontology annotation, biological process: programmed cell death involved in cell development; apoptotic DNA fragmentation. Lineage: Eukaryota; Metazoa; Chordata; Aves; Anseriformes; Anatidae. The transcript has 8 exons.